Molecule: messenger RNA, 2072 nt
Organism: Salvelinus namaycush (lake trout)
Lineage: Eukaryota; Metazoa; Chordata; Actinopteri; Salmoniformes; Salmonidae
Product: ecto-NOX disulfide-thiol exchanger 1-like
Exons: 11
Coding region: 1-1476 (491 amino acids)
Biological process (GO): ultradian rhythm
Cellular component (GO): plasma membrane; external side of plasma membrane
Molecular function (GO): protein-disulfide reductase activity
Source: RefSeq, a predicted model, not a curated record
AUGAAGAAUAGCUGCCCCACCCUGGUGCCUGAUCUACCUGCACCUACAUCGCUGGAACUGCCUGUGUCUGCUUCGAGUUCGGCUCCUUUCCCUUUCUCAGGAUCUAACGGGGCUCUGCCUGCUGUGGGAGGGUACCGGAUGCGUAUCGGCUCCAGUACAGAUAAGAAGGACUCAGGGAGGAUGCACGUGGACUUUGCUCAGGCCAGAGACGACCUGUAUGAGUGGGAAUGUCAACAGAGGCUGCUGGCCAGGGAGGAACGACACCGACGCAAGAUCCACGAAGACUUCCUCCGUCCACCCUCGCCACCUCCCAUCAUGCAUUUCUCCGAGCAUGAGGCGGGACAGCUGGCGGAGAGAUUGAAAGAUGACCAUACGUUCAGUGAGGCGACUGCGGUCCUGUUCACGUGGAUCGACCGUGGUGAGGUCAACCGGCGGUCGGCCAAUAACUUCUAUUCUAUGAUCCAGUCGGCCAAUAGCCACGUCCGGAGGCUGAUGAGUGAGAAGGCCCAGCACGAGGAGGAGAUGGAGCUAGCCAAGGAGACGUUUAAAAAUGCCCUGCUGGCCAUAUUGACUCAGUUCGAGCAGAUCACGGCUGUGUUCACCGCUGCCUCCAGGCAGAAGGCAUGGGACCAUUUCUCUAAAGCGCAGCGCAAGAACAUAGACAUUUGGAGAAAGCAGUGUGAGGAGCUGAGGAAUGCCCACAGUGAGGAGAUCAUGGGGAUUCGCCGGGAGGAGGAGAUGGAGAUGUCUGACGACGACUCGGAUGAGAGCCCCUGUAAGAAGAUACGCAUGGAGGAAAAUGGUGUGUGUGGCCAGUCUGGGGCCUCUCUGAGGGAGGAGAAUGACUCUCUGCGUUGGCAGCUGGACGCCUACAGGAAUGAGGUGGAGCUGCUGAGGAAGGAGCAAGGCAAGGCUUGCCGCCCUUACGACCCUGAACACUUCCCCGACACACACACACACCUGCUGCAGCAGAGCAUGCACAACAUGCAACAGCAACUGCUGAGUCUGCAGGAGCAGCUGAGGAGUAAGGAGGUGGUGCUGGAGCAGGCUAGAGACGAGCACAGAUACCUGCAGGGAGAAGUCCUAGCCCUGAGAGACAAGAUGCUGACUAAUGGAGAUGUAGUGGAGGGGAACAACGGAGAAACACCUGAGAAGGUAGUGAACGGGUGUGCGACCACUCUGUACCGCAGCAGAGACAGGAGGAGUGAAGCAGCCAUGAGAGGAGCCCUCACAUCAGAGAGAGAGGCUCUGCUACUGGGCAUCAUAUCUACCUUCCUCCAUGUCCACCCGUUUGGAGCCAACAUCGACUAUCUGUGGUCCUACAUCCAGAGACUGGACACUACGGUGUCAGCGGGGGAGUUGGAGUCUCUGAUGAGUCGUCUGCCCAGUGUCUUCAGACAGGAGCUGAGUGGAGUGGGAGCCACGCUGGAGAAACGAUGGAAGUUCUGUGGCUUCCAGAGCCUCAGCUCCGUGUGACACAGGGAGCCACUCACACACACACACUGUAUGGAACAGGACACACACACAUCGGAUGACCCAGGACACACACACGGCCUGAAAGACCACAUGUGGGACAGAAACAUACACACUUCCUGACCAGCCUCAAAACCUGGUGGACACAUGAAUAGAAGGCGUGUCAAAUCCACAGACUGUUCGAAUGGUGUGUGUGUAUGUUGCGUAUCCACAGACAUCAACAGUGCAUAGUGAUAAUACUCAAACACAAACAGACACAGGACAAGAACAAAAGCUACAAGAUCCCCUGACGGAUCUUUCAGAGUUAUAUCUUUGCAAGGGAUCUGCUGACACUGAGGUAGAGGAAUCCACAUGGAUCUCUACUUGAUGCUGUAUAACUAAAUCCACUGAUGUCAGCCAAAGUGGUCACAGAGCAGACCUUCUCUAUGGUAACGUAGUGACCCGACCCCAGCCAACAGAACAGAAGGUUCUUAGUCCUAACGUAUCUCUCGAAUGGACUGGAAUGGUUUGAGAUGCCUCUCUCUGUUCCCUCUCUCUGAUUUCAGACUCUCUCUCUGUAUCCUCUCUCUCUGUAUCCUCUCUCUCUCUCUGUUCCCUAU